This is a messenger RNA of Aplosporella prunicola CBS 121167, 2469 nucleotides long. RefSeq lists its product as uncharacterized. Bases 1 to 2469 code for a protein of 822 amino acids. The transcript is spliced from 3 exons. Gene Ontology annotation, biological process: DNA-templated transcription; regulation of transcription by RNA polymerase II. NCBI's taxonomy places the organism in Eukaryota, Fungi, Ascomycota, Dothideomycetes, Botryosphaeriales, Aplosporellaceae. Gene Ontology annotation, molecular function: zinc ion binding; DNA-binding transcription factor activity, RNA polymerase II-specific; RNA polymerase II cis-regulatory region sequence-specific DNA binding. Gene Ontology annotation, cellular component: chromatin. The record is from RefSeq and is a predicted model, not a curated record.
AUGCUCGCAUCCGGCUCGCCUUCAACAGGCGGCCGCAAACCUGCCGCCCAACCCGAGAAGAAAUACAAGUGCCAGUUCUGCAAUCGCGCCUUCAGCCGCAGCGAGCACCGCAGCAGACACGAGCGAUCGCAUACCAAGGAACGCCCCUUCAAAUGCCUCAAGUGCCGAAGCACCUUUGUCCGUCGUGACCUCUUGCUGCGACACGACCGUACCGUUCACGCCAAGGAUGGCGGCGUGCCGCUCCACAGCGAGGUCAAGCGCCGUGCCGCGCCGAAGCCCGCCGAGAUGUCGCAAGCCGGUCCCUCCAAGCCGUCGAUCGGUCUAGACACCGCGACCCUCGAACAGAUCGAAGCGAGCAGUGAUGGCAUGGUUGACAUUGAGACUGCUGCCAUGCUGGUCACAGACUUCCACCACAAAGCCAUGGCUAGCCAGGAACCAGAGCCUAUGAUCCAUGAACCAGAAACGGUCAUGUCGCCUCAUGGCCCCGCGCUCCUCGAGCCCUCUGUCGGCUACCCAUCUGGGCCCGUCUCCCUCCCGCAGAUGCCCAUGUGGGAUUCCAUGCUGCCUCACCCUGUCUCGGAAGGCAAAUCGCACUCCAUCUCGUCGAGCAUGUCUGGAUCGCAAGAGUCGCAUAUGACCUUCAACACCGCCGGCACCGUCCAAGGACAUCCAAACCAGCUGGCGCCCAUCAUGGAGCGACAAGGCUCGGGAACUGACGGCCUCGCUCCCUCCUUCCCGUCCCUGCAGAGCUCACUCCAGGGCUCUGGCCUCGGUACCCCGGGCGCUCUGUCGCCGUAUCCCCUGAUGGGACCCGUCUCCCCCGUCGAUUACCGCAGGUCUCCUGGCCCCAGUCAAGCAUUGACCAUGGCGAAGGCACCGCAAAUUGAAGGGGACGAGGCUUGUGUCAAGAUACUCGAGAACAUCAAGCGUUGCGACAGCGAAGGAAUCCUUCUGGAUACCUUCCAACUGCCUAGUGUGACCUUGCUGAACAGAUACCUCUCGACCUACUUCAACCUGUUCCACCACCACCUGCCCUUCCUUCAUCCUGCGUCUUACAAUCCCACCGAGAUCUCUGCUCCUUUACUGCUGGCCGUGCUCUCAAUCGGCGCCCUAUACACCUUUGACCAAGACCAGGCUUACAUGCUGCACAUUGGCGCCAAAGUCCUCGUCAACCAGUUCCUGCAGAACAAGGAAAACUUCAGUUCGCGUAAAUGCCCUCUCUGGACGAUGCAGAGCACGCUCCUUAACAUGAUAUUCGCAAGCUGGAGCGGCGAUCCCAAGGGAUUGGAAUGGGCCUGUUCCAUCAAGAGUCUGCUCGCCAACAUGGUUGCCGGCAAUCGCUAUGAGCUCAAGCUUCGUUCCGAGGCCCGCGAUGGUGCGCAUCCCACGCACAAGGAGUGGAUUGAAGACGAGCAAUGCCGCCGUACCUAUUAUGCGGUGUACAUUUUCUUUGGGCUUCUGACCAUGACCUACAACCACACGCCUGCAAUCAGCUUCAACGAGUUCGACAACCUGGAGCUACCCUCUUCCGAAACGCUGUGGAACGUGGAUCCUUCCGAUGACGACUCUUGGCGCGACAAUCUCGCAGCUUCAAACGAUAUCACCUUCCGCGAGGCACACGACAACCUUUUCCAAGGAGAGACCGCCCGCUACAGUGCCUUCGCGACUCGUGUCAUGAUCAACGCGCUUUUCCUCGAGGUUUGGUACCACAAGCGCAGCCCGGAGGCUCUCCAGGAUGUCGUGACUGAGUACAAGUUGCGACUUGCUCUUGAGACCUGGGAGAAGUCGCUUGAGAUUUGCGAACCGGAGACUGUUGUUGUCAAGCUCAGUGCGCCGCACAAGGGCCACCCGCUCAUCUUCAAUGCCAUGGCCGUGCACCGCAACGCUCGCGCUCGCCUUCUCGUCGAUCUCAAGUCUGUGCAGGAAGCCCUUCGUUAUCAUGAUUCAUAUGAGGUUGCAGCUUCCAUGACCAACGCACGAGACAAGGUCAAGCGUUCUCAGGAGAUGAUCAAGGUCAUUGAAGAAUGUUUCGAAUGCAUCGAGGUUGCUGCGUUGCAGGGUAUUCGCUGGGUGGCUCGUACGUCAGCUACUAACUGGAGCAUUGAGCAUCCGCUUUGCGGCAUGGAUCUGAUGGUCAUCCUUACGCUGUGGCUCUAUCGCCUGGAACAUGACGAAGAGCCCGCGACCGAGGAGGAACUCGCCAUGUACAACAAGCUUCGGAACCUCUUUGACGACGAUUCCGUGGAUGUUUACGGUGCCAAGUUGAGCUCGACUGUGGCGCGUCUCUGGGGUAGUAUGAUUGAUGAAGUCGUCGUUUGGGGUAUCACCAAACUCAUGGGUGAAGCUUUCAAGCUCCACUCGCAGGCUCUCGUAGGCUACGAAGAUGCCAUGUCGUCCCGUUCCGGAUCGCCCACUCCUUCGAUUCCGACCCAACCUGUGCACUCCCUGGAGAUGCAGGCGGCAUACUAG